AUGGGUUACGAUGUGGACAACAUUAUUGAGCGUCUUCUAGAAAUCAGGGGGCGACACGGUCGUCAGGUAAACCUCGCAGAGGAUGAAAUAAAAUGGUUGUGUAUGGAGACGCGCCGAAUUCUACUCGAACAACCGAUGCUUCUCGAGAUCGAAGCCCCCGUCAAGAUUUGCGGCGAUAUCCACGGACAGUACCAGGAUCUACUGCGACUCUUCGACUAUGGAGGCUAUCCUCCCGAGGCGAACUAUCUCUUUCUUGGAGACUAUGUGGACCGCGGCAAACAGUCCUUGGAAACCAUAUGUUUGCUUAUGGCGUACAAGAUUCGUUACCCGUGCAACUUUUUUAUUUUGCGCGGCAACCACGAGUCGGCAAGCAUCAAUCGAAUUUAUGGCUUUUACGACGAGUGCCGGCGAAGAUACAACGUGAAGCUCUGGAAAACUUUUUGUGAUAUGUUCAACUGCCUGCCUGUAGCUGCCAUUGUGGAUGAAAAGAUUUUCUGUUGUCAUGGUGGUCUCUCGCCAGAACUCACUUCGAUGAAUCAAAUUCGGCAACUUCCACGUCCGACGGACGUGCCCGACCAAGGCCUCCUCUGUGAUCUUUUAUGGAGUGAUCCGGAUAAGGAUGUGAAAGGCUGGGGCGAAAACGAUCGAGGAGUUAGUUUCACCUUCGGACCAGACGUUGUGAAACGUUUCCUCGAAAAAUUUGAGCUCGAUCUCAUCUGUCGCGCCCAUCAGGUCGUUGAGGAUGGAUAUGAAUUCUUCUGUGACCGCCGCCUUGUUACAAUUUUCUCGGCUCCAAACUACUGCGGAGAAUUUGAUAACGCUGGCGCGAUGAUGAGCGUAGAUGAAACGCUCAUGUGUAGUUUUCAGAUUCUCAAGCCGACGGAUAAGAAAGCCAAAUUCGGCAUCUCUGUUGGUUCAGCUGUGAAUAAUGUGGUGUCAACGUAUACUGGAGGCGGCAUACCGCGCUCCAUCACGCCACCGCGAAUACCGACGCGCAAGAAAAAAUGA
This is a messenger RNA of Cyanidioschyzon merolae strain 10D, 1008 nucleotides long. Its product is annotated as serine/threonine protein phosphatase PP1 catalytic subunit. Bases 1 to 1008 code for a protein of 335 amino acids. Gene Ontology annotation, cellular component: nucleus; cytoplasm. Gene Ontology annotation, molecular function: protein serine/threonine phosphatase activity. The transcript has a single exon. NCBI's taxonomy places the organism in Eukaryota, Rhodophyta, Bangiophyceae, Cyanidiales, Cyanidiaceae. The record is from RefSeq and is a predicted model, not a curated record.